AUGUCUCUAAAUGGAUCUGCUUUAGAAUAUUCUGACAAAUCCAAAAAAGCCAAUCAGCCAACGCAACGUCGUUCGAUGCUAUCCUAUAGGCAGAUAUCGGCAUAUGAUACGGCCCCAGAAAGAUCCUCUUCCAAUAGGAAGAACCGGAGUUCUUCUCAGAAUUGCAAAGAAAAAUCAGAUUCUUCACAGUGUCAUGUUUGGAAUAGAAUUAAAUGUUUCAUCGUCGAUGAAAUCGAUCAGAUUAUUAAAUAUAAAACAUGGAUCCAUAGAUAUUUUUCCAGUGGUUGGAAUUGGCUAGACCUAGCAGGCAUCAUUUGUUAUUUAAUUGCAUUUAUUACUCGAUUUUUUGUGGUCGAAUCCAUUUUUGCAGCGUCAAAAAUACUCAUGUCAAUUGAUUUUAUUAUUUGGUGCAUACGAUUACUGUAUUUUUGUUCUGUAUACGAAGCGUUGGGACCAAAACUGGUGAUGAUCUAUAAAAUGAUGAAAGAUACGUUUUUGAUUUUUGUGUGUUUCAUACUUGUUUUUCUCCUCGCAUUUUCAAUUACUUCUUGGUCUUUGUUGUCUACCAACAAACAAAUUAAUUGGUUGUAUGCAACUAAUGGCUCGUCAAACAAUUUUACUUUAGCGAGCGAAAACGGAGUAGAGUGGAGUUGGCAAUUAUUACGAGAUGUAUUUAAUUGGGGCAUUUGGAAAGUAUUCGGACAAGUAGCUGAACCAUUUAAAAAUAAUGCUACUGAUAUGGACGUAAUUAGCGAAAAUGAUGCUUAUGGUACAUUUGUUUUCUUAUAUGCUGUUGCAUUCGUAGUAAUAUCAAAUGUACUUCUUUUGAAUGUUCUGAUCGCAAUGUUCAAUGAGAGAAUUGGAGAGGUACUUAAAGGAUCACAUACAUGGAUUCAUCGUUCAUUUGGUAAAACAAAUCUUUUAUCUAAAUCCGACUUAGAACCUGAUUUUGUCUAUCUCUGUGAUUGA
Messenger RNA from Rotaria sordida, 969 nucleotides. The record is from the annotation of a GenBank genome assembly. Lineage: Eukaryota; Metazoa; Rotifera; Eurotatoria; Philodinida; Philodinidae.